GUGUGAGCGGCGCGCAUCCGUGAAACGGCGUUCAGCGGAGAGAGAGGGAGAGAGAGCGCAUUUAUUCCGCAUACGACAGAGAGCAGACAGACAGAGCGGCUAGCUAUGCGACAGCAGCAACGACAUACUAACGACAAGAUGUUGAGUUUCGCUGUACUGUGUGUGUGUGCCGUCGCCGGUGAAGUGUCCGCGCGCUCUACCAGCUGGAAUUUCCUGGAUGACAAGUCGUUAACAGCACGAUGGGACAAAUUUCGGGAUGAGCCAGGUACAUGGAAUCCUGGGAAAGCGUUUGAUCAAGGUCUGAACCCAGAUAACCCCUGUCGGAAGGUCAAGUGUAGCCGUCACAAAGUGUGUGUUGCAGACGACGACCAGACUGCUGCUUGUGUUAGCCAGCGGAGGGUCAGUGUGAAGGAACCGGGUCUGUCUCUGAGUCCAGGGUCCAAAUGCAGACGCUGUCCAGUGGUCCUUCCCUCUCCUGUGUGUGGUACUGACGGACACAGCUACUCAACCAAGGUGCCACACUAACACACAAUACACAGACAUAAA
This is a messenger RNA of Oncorhynchus tshawytscha (Chinook salmon), 546 nucleotides long. Its product is annotated as testican-3-like. NCBI's taxonomy places the organism in Eukaryota, Metazoa, Chordata, Actinopteri, Salmoniformes, Salmonidae. Bases 106 to 525 code for a protein of 139 amino acids. The transcript has 5 exons. The record is from RefSeq and is a predicted model, not a curated record.